Molecule: messenger RNA, 1273 nt
Organism: Polyodon spathula (Mississippi paddlefish)
Lineage: Eukaryota; Metazoa; Chordata; Actinopteri; Acipenseriformes; Polyodontidae
Product: S-adenosylmethionine mitochondrial carrier protein-like
Exons: 10
Coding region: 92-895 (267 amino acids)
Biological process (GO): transmembrane transport
Cellular component (GO): mitochondrial inner membrane
Molecular function (GO): S-adenosyl-L-methionine transmembrane transporter activity
Source: RefSeq, a predicted model, not a curated record
GCCCUUGAGUAGCAUGAAUUGUAUCAGGCAGAGGAACAUCAGCUGGUUUUGUCGCCAGGAACACUAGGCAUCUUUGUCCUCAUAAAGGAAAAUGCAGAAAAGAGAAUUUACAGCAUCACUUCUGGCAGGUGGCUCUGCAGGGAUGUGUGUGGACCUGGCGCUAUUCCCCCUGGACACCAUUAAAACACGGCUGCAGACUCCCCAGGGGUUUCACAAGGCAGGUGGUUUCCGGGGAAUCUAUGCCGGCGUUCCCUCUGCUGCUGUUGGAUCUUUUCCUAAUGCGGCUGCAUUUUUUGUCACCUACGAAUAUAUGAAGGCCCUGCUUGGCAAUUCUUCAUCUCCAUACAUGGCACCAGUUAAACACAUGGCGGCAGCAUCCCUUGGAGAAAUAAUAGCAUGUCUUUUCCGGGUUCCUACAGAGGUUAUAAAGCAGAGAACACAAGCCUGCCCUUCGUCCAGCACAUACCGAGUUCUUCUUAUCACUCUGAGGGAGGAGGGUUUCCUGGGAUUAUACCGAGGUUAUAAAAGUACAGUAUUCAGAGAGAUUCCCUUCUCUCUUGUGCAGUUUCCCCUGUGGGAGUUUUUAAAGGGCCUUUGGUCAUGGAAGCAGGGUCAUGUGCUGUAUUCUUGGCAGUCAGCAGUGUGUGGAGCUUUUGCAGGUGGAUUUGCAGCUGCAGUCACGACUCCCCUGGAUGUAGCAAAGACCAGAAUUAUGUUGGCAAAGGCAGGUACCACCACGGCUAGAGGAAACAUUCCCUUUGUGUUGCAAGAGGUCUGGAACGCAAAAGGAGUCUCUGGAUUGUUUGCUGGCAUUGUCCCCAGAGUGGCCUGGAUCAGCCUUGGUGGUUUCAUUUUCUUAGGGGUCUAUGAGAAAGCUCGCAGCUUGCUGUUGUAGCGGAGAUGAACACCUGGCUGUUGAUGCAAGUGGCAGUGGAGGAGAAUGAAAGAGAAACAGCAGCAAAUAUCCCCCAAGAGCCUCCUUGCCGGUACCUGACAUUCACACUGUGCAUUUUAUAUGGACCAUCACGUAAGCGCCUAGAGGAGAAUUGUCUGGCUUUCCACUUGUCAUUUCUUCUGGCGGGAGUCUAAUUUGAGAGCCACACUGAAGUCUUGGGACACAUGGAGCAAAGUUAACAAAGAUGUCUUAUCCAUAACCAUUUCUCAGUAAUUGGUAGUUGUUACUAAAUUGUUUCUCCGAUUUUAAGAUGGAGAGAAAAAACUUUUCAUUUGGCAUAAAGCUGGUGUGCAGAUAGAUGAUUUGUUGAAGUGGCUU